Haliaeetus leucocephalus (bald eagle) is the source of this 1221-nucleotide messenger RNA. RefSeq names its product sialidase 3 (membrane sialidase) (gene NEU3). The transcript has 3 exons. NCBI's taxonomy places the organism in Eukaryota, Metazoa, Chordata, Aves, Accipitriformes, Accipitridae. Gene Ontology annotation, biological process: oligosaccharide catabolic process; ganglioside catabolic process. The record is from RefSeq and is a predicted model, not a curated record. Gene Ontology annotation, cellular component: cytoplasm; lysosome; membrane. Gene Ontology annotation, molecular function: exo-alpha-sialidase activity. The coding region runs from base 1 to 1221 and encodes 406 amino acids.
AUGUCCCGGGCCAUCACCUGCCUCAAGCAGCGGGGGGAUGGCGGGGAGACCCCCCCCACCCCACCUGGAUCCCCACUGGUCUUCCCGCGGGAGACGCUGUUUCGGCAGGUAAGCGGGGUCACCUACCGCAUCCCGGCUUUGCUCUACAUCCCCCCGGCCGCCACCUUCCUGGCCUUCGCCGAGAAGCGCUCCUCGGCCAGGGACGAGGACGCCAAGUACCUGGUGCUGCGCCGGGGCCGCUGGCACGGCUCCUCGGUCGAGUGGGGUCCGGUGGAAGAGCUGUCGGCGUUGGUGCUGCCCGGCCGCCGCACCAUGAACCCCUGUCCCCUCUACGAUACGAGGAGCGGCACCGUCUUCCUAUUCUGCAUCUGCGUCGAGCGGGGAAAGACGGAGCGGUGCCAAAUCUGGAGGGGCUGCAGCGCCGCUCGCCUCUGCUACGCCACCAGCGCCGACGGCGGCCGCCGCUGGACCCCGCUGCGGGACGUGACGGACGAAGCUGUCGGCGCCGACCUGUCCCGUUGGGCCACCUUCGCCGUGGGGCCGGGCCACGGGGUACAGCUGGAUUCGGGGCGCCUGGUCGUGCCGGCAUACACCUACUACGUGCAUCGGUGCUUGUGUGGGGUCGUGCCGCUGCCUUGCUGCACCCGGCAGCACGCCCUCGUCUUCUACAGCGACGACGGCGGGCGCCGCUGGCGCAAGGGUGCCUUGGUCGGCGGCGGGCAGACGGGCGAGUGCCAGGUAGCCGAAAUCGGUGGGAGCGAUGCCCGCCAGCCCUUGCUCUACUGCAACGCCCGAGCGCCGCGGGGUUGCCGGGCCGUGGCGUUCAGCACCGACUGCGGGCUGCGGUUCGAGCGCUCGGCGCGGUGCGAGGCGCUGGGCGAACCGCCACGGGGGUGCCAGGGCAGCGUGGUGAGCUUCGCCGCGCCGACCGGCAAGGAGGAUGUACCGACUUGGUUACUCUACUCCCACCCCACCGACCGGCACCGCCGGCGCGAUUUGGGCAUCUAUCUCAACCCCUCGCCGCUGGACGAAGCGGGUUGGCGGCACCCAUGGGUGCUGCACCCAGGGCCGUCCGGUUACUCUGACCUGGCUGUGUGCCCCGGCGGUUUUUUCGGCUGCUUGUUCGAGUGCGGCACCACCAGCGCCUGCGAGGAAAUCGCCUUCUGCCUCUUCACCCUGGACACCUCUGACCGCGGCGAGCAGAACCUCAAAACUUCCUAA